Molecule: messenger RNA, 12465 nt
Organism: Acanthochromis polyacanthus (spiny chromis)
Lineage: Eukaryota; Metazoa; Chordata; Actinopteri; Pomacentridae
Product: MAM domain-containing glycosylphosphatidylinositol anchor protein 2-like
Exons: 18
Coding region: 1695-4592 (965 amino acids)
Biological process (GO): homophilic cell-cell adhesion
Cellular component (GO): plasma membrane
Molecular function (GO): protein binding
Source: RefSeq, a predicted model, not a curated record
CACUUAAAAAGGAUAAACAAUAAAGUGGACCCAUUUGGAGUUUAAUGUUCCUGUCACUUUGAAAUCGUCUCUAUGACCACUGACAGCCAUGAGAGUGAAACCCAUGGUCAGGAUUUUUUAUUUUAUUUUAUUUUUUAAUUUUUUUUCUGCACCAUUCUCUCGCAGCAGUGAAAUGGAAUAUAAUUAAAUGGAUGUUCUGGUUGUGAAGGAGCCUCCUGGAGCUGCCUGCAGGACCCCUGAGGGCUCUCUGGGACUCCAUUUGGGAACCACUUAGCCGCACCUCUUCAGAACUCUAGAAGUUAGAUGUGUUGGUGGAUAUAAAAUAAAAAAAAAAAGUUGCCAUAAAUAUGUAGGCCUGUGGCUGCAGCAUGGAGGAGGAGAAGGAGGAGAAGCUGGUUAGACUAACACAGACAUCUCACUACUUCAAGCCAAAUGAAUCAGAUGGAGCAGAUGAAUGCUACAUGACAGACAGCAUCUCAUCCUCCCUGUCUGAUAAAGGAGGCCUGCUGAAACAUGAGCAGACAGGAGUGGAGUCUUGCGUGUUUGCUGGUGAUUGCAAAGGUCUGUCAAAGCUCGAUCUCCUGAAUUCCAAUGGUUCCACCCCCCACCCCCCCCACAUCUUCUCUCUCUCUCUCUCUCUUCCCCUCUCUCUCUCUAGCAGCUGCGCCUCUCAUGCCUUUCCUGACGCUGAGCGAAGCCUCCCAUACAGAUGAGCGCUGGAAAGCCACGCACCUCUUGACGUAGCCACAGACCGGUUGCGGUUGCCACUCGGUCUCCGUAGCACGUAUUGCGCAACGUGACUGAUGCUCAACUGGCACCACGGCCGGCGCAUCCGGCUCGCAGCGUCGCGUGAAUCCGUCGGUAAAGUGGUCCGGAGGCAGCAGCAGCAGGGGGGAGGCAUCACCGAGGAGAGGAGGAAGAAGAAGAGGGGGGAACCGACCUCCUCCGCCGCCGCCGCUGCGCUCCUCUCCGCAGCCGGACUGGACCCUCCCCUUGUCAUUGCCACAGGGAGAGAUGCGUCGGGGGUGCAGUCGUGAUGUGACUGUGUGAGCGCCAGAGCCCGUCCACUGUACCAGCAGCAGCUUUUUUUUCUCUUCUUCUUCUUUCCCCCCCUUUUUUGACGACUUCAUCGCAGCAGAAGGUGAAAACUGACACUGAGAGGAGAUGACGGCUUCGUUUGGCAGCGCGCAAGCAACGCGGCAGCAGCGGCGGCAGCAGCAGCAGCAACAUCCACGGAGCGAGCCGUGACCACAGCUGGAGCCGAGGAGCUGGAUGUUUGUGAGUCCGAGCCGAGCCGAGCUGCUUUAGUCUGAGCCGUCUUCGCUCUAAGUCCAGUCUGCUUCACCGGAGCGCACCUGCCUGGAGGAACUGAUCAGGAGAGGUUGCAUUUUUUGUUUUCUCUUCCUUUGCGCUCUGAGGCCGGGCUUUCUGCAGCCCACUCCCCUGCCUGCUUCCCCUACAUCCUCCGCGGCGUCUCUCCAGCAGCUCCGCAUUUUUACCCCCACCUCCACUCCACAUCCAACCCACCUGAGUGUCCCUCUCCUGCGCUCCUCCGGUACAGAUCUGUGCAAAAAAUAAAAUAAAAUAAUCAAUCGGAGCGGGCGCCGCGUCUAUGCACCUUCAGCCACGCCGCCCCAGAAAGGACUUUCUUGCUAUUGAGAGCUGCUUGGAUAUGCAGAGAUUAACGUGAGAGGAUGGAUCUAAUUAUCUGUGUUUUGGGGCUGCUGGCGCUGAUCGUGGAAGGCAUCCGUUGCCAAGGAGUGUAUGCGCCUCCAACGGUUCGCAUUAUACACUCAGGGCAUGCCUGCAACGUGGAGGAGGAGAGGCACACCGAGAGAGUCUACACCAUCCGAGAAGGAGAAACCCUGGAGCUCACCUGUCUGGUGACGGGGCAUCCUCGACCUCAGAUCCGAUGGACAAAGACAGCUGGCAGCGUGUCAGAUCGCUUCCAGGACUCCAGCGUGUUCAACGAGACGUUGCACAUCGCGAAGAUCCUGAGGACUCAGGGCGGUCGUUACUACUGCAAGGCUGAAAAUGGACUCGGCUCUCCGGCCAUCAAGUCCAUCAGGGUGGACGUCUACUACCUGGAUGACCCGGUGGUGACUGUGCACCAGAGUAUAGGAGAGGCUAAGGAGCAGUUCUACUAUGAGAGGACGGUGUUCCUGCGCUGUGUGGCCAAUUCCAACCCGCCCGUCCGCUACAGCUGGCAUCGCGGCAGGGAGGUCCUGACGCAGGGCUCGGACAAAGGCGUGGAGAUCUACGAGCCUUUUUUCACACAGCAGGGGGAAACAAAGAUUCUGAAGCUGAAGAACCUGCGUCCUCAGGACUACGCCAACUACAGCUGCAUCGCCUCUGUGAGGAAUGUGUGUGGGAUUCCUGACCGCAGUGUCAUUUUCAGACUCACCAAUAAGACAGCCUCCCCGUCCAUCAAGCUACUGGUGGAGGAUCCUAUCGUGGUGAAUCCAGGACAGACUGUAUCCUUGGUGUGCAUCACCACAGGAGGGGAGCCGCCUCCUCUUCUCACCUGGGUCAGCAGCAACGACAGCCUCCCCCAGAGGAGCGUGGUGAAGGGGGGAACGCUCACCCUGCCGGCCAUCACCUCGGACGAGGCGGGGGUCUACAGCUGCGUGGCCAGCAACAACGUGGGCAACCCGGCCAAGAAGUCGACCACCAUCGUGGUGCGAGCUUUGAAAAAGGGACGGUUCUGGAUCACUCCUGACCCCUACCACAAUGAUGACAACAUCCAGAUCGGACGAGAAGUCAAGAUUUCCUGCCAGGUGGAGGCGACGCCUCCAGAGGAGCUGACGUUCAGCUGGCUGAAGAAUGGCCGUUCCCUGCGGAGCUCCGAGCGGAUGGUCAUCACUCAGACGGACCCGGACAUCUCACCCGGAACCACCAACCUGGACAUCAUCGACCUCAAGUUCACCGACUUCGGCACCUACACCUGCGUGGCGGCGCUGAAGGGCGGCGGCAUCCCUGAGAUCAGCAUCGACGUCAACAUCUCCUCCACAACUGUCCCUCCUUUGUUUUUCUCUUUCUUAGUUCCCCCCAACCUGACAGUCCCACGGGGCAAGUCGCCCCUGGUGGCCCGCGAGGGUGACACAGUGGAGCUGGAGUGCCUUGUUUCAGGGAAGCCUAAGCCCAUCAUCCUGUGGUCGCGGGCGGACAAGGAGGCGCCGAUGCCGGACGGCAGCAUGCAGAUGGAGAGCUACGACGGUGUGCUGCGUAUUGUUAACGUGUCCAGGGAGAUGACGGGCUCGUACCGCUGCCAGACCAGCCAGUACAACGGGUUCAACGUGAAGCCCAGGGAGGCCGUGGUGGAGCUGAUCGUGCAAUACCCUCCGACGGUGGAGCCGGCGUACAUGGAGAUGCGUCAGGGCCUGGGGAGGCCGGUGGUGAUGACCUGCAGGGUCCUUCGAGCCCACCCAUCCCGAGUGCUGCGAUUCGAGUGGCUCCUGUCCAACCGGCUGCUCCACGCUGGAGCCUUUGACGCCCAGAGAGACGAGACGGAAUACACAAUCCGCAACCUGAACCGGGAUGGCUGGGGCGAGUACACCUGCAACGUCAUCAACGAGGCUGGAGCAGGAAAAUGCACCUUCCAGGUUACAGGUAAAGCCUACCCUCCGGAGUUCUACUAUGAUACCUACAGCCCUCUGUGGCAGAACCGACCCAGAGUCUACGGCUUCAAGCUCCAGUGGACCCAGAUGAACCCGAACGCCGUGGACCGAAUCGUCGCCUACAGACUCGGCAUCAGACAGAUGGGGCUGCAGCGCUGGUGGGAGCAGGAGAUCCCUGUGGAUCAAACCAUCAGCAAAGGAGAGCUCAUGACGCAUAACCUGACUGAGCUGAUAAAACCUGAAUCUUACGAGGUGCGUCUCACCCCCAUCACACGCUUCGGAGAGGGCGACUCCACCAUCCGGAUUGUCACCUACAGCGCUCCCAUCAACCCUCACCUGCGAGAGUUCCACUGCAGCUUUGAGGAGGAGCCCAUCUGCAUGUUCACCCAGGACAAGAACGAUGAUUUUGAUUGGACAAGGCACAGCGCUGCCACCCGCGACACCAAGUACACGCCCAACACCGGUCCCAGCGGCGACCGCAGUGGCUCCAAACAAGGUUUCUACAUGUACAUUGAGACGUCCAGACCACGGAAGGAAGGAGACCAGGCUCGGCUCAUAAGUCCGUUCUUCAACGUAGCACCUAAAAACCCGUACGGAAUCACCAACCCACCCGCCUACUGUUUCGGCUUCUUCUACCACAUGUAUGGAAAACACAUAGGAACACUAAACGCCUUCCUGAAGCAGAAGGGCCAAACGACCUCGGAGGGCCCCGUGUGGUCUCUAAGCGGUAACCAAGGUGAACGCUGGAAACAGGCCAAAGUAAGCAUCCAUCCAACGGCGUCCUUCCAGGUCGUACUGGAAGGUAUCCGGGGACCAGGCAUCGAGGGAGACAUCGCCAUUGAUGAUAUCACGCUGGAGGAAGGGGAGUGUCGAGACCCACCGCCCAAUCUCAGCGCCAAGGCUCUGUCCACAUCCUCCCAUAUAUGGCUGCUAUGUGUCACCUUGGUGCUGACCCUGCUGGAAGGUCAGAGGUGACCCUAUUCUCCGUUAUCUCAGAGGCGAAUAUUCAGACCCACCGUCUGUGAGCUACACCCUCGGCAUCCAAUCACCAAAGAUUCAUGCAUCCUGAAAGCAGCGGGGUCCCCCUCAUGGACCACAGACCCACAGAGGGACCAACGGAAGAGAGAGAAAAAAUAGCGAUUAAAAAGUUACACAAAAAGUAAUAAAGAAGAUGCGCAAAUUUUUUUUUAAAAAGAGACCUCUUUUACAGUAAAACACUCCUCGGCGCGGGACGUCUUUACGAGCACAAAGACGGAUGAGCGACGGAUGAGCCUGGACUUUGGCAGAGAGAGUUCACAAGCGUCGAGGGGAGGACAGUUUGUAAAGCACAAGUACAAUUUUAUGAAGCUACGGAAAUAAUCUUUGGAAGGCGGCGAAAAAUACAGACACUGCUGACUUUUUGAAUAUGAAGUAACAUUUUCCCUGCUUACAAAUACAUGGAAUCAGACCUUUCUCUGUGUAUCUUUAUCUUCAUUUUUCUUGCACCAAAUGCCAAUCACCGACACUUGUUUUUCACUGGAAGCCCCGGCCUCACGUCACAUCUUGGCAUUUUCUUUAUCUGCUUGGUGCUGUACUGUAGAGAAAAACAAGGACUCUGGCAACGUUUCGUUCUGUCUGCUUACUCCCACCGCCCCCCCUCCUGUAGCUGCCUAUGUAUCUUUUAACACUGUGCUCACGAGUCCAAGUGGCCAACCGACGGUAUGGUGGCAGAACAAUAACAGCAGCAGAGGAGUAGACAGCAGGAGUGGAGGGCAGAGAGGAGGUGAGGUUGAAGGGAGGAGGAGUGGAGGGAAGAGGAUUAACAGGCAGAGAGUAGAGAGAGAGAGAGAGAGAGAGGAGCUCGAUUAGCGAGGCCUGACUCGAAUAUUCAGUCGGCGGUCUACCUGUGGAACAGAAGCCACUUUACUUUCUGCCAUGAAACAAAGUGCCUUCAGAUUACAAAACCGAAUCGUGAGCCUGGGUGUUAAUCAACAUCGAACAAAUCUCUGUUGAUGUUUCCUCUGAUGGGCUAUUUUCUACAUGUUUCUUUUGCCCCACAAGUGCUGACGGGAGGCCACGUGUGUUCAGAGGGAGUACGAGGGUCAUGCUACGCCCAGAUCUUGCUCCUGAUGGGACAGUUGCCUGUGUGUGUGUGUGAGUGUGUGAGUGUGUGUGUGUGUGUUGCGUGUUUGUGUGCGUGCAUGCACCUAAGCCUACGCAUAGUUCAACGUGAGGGCGGCCAACCAGGCAGUGCCGGCAGCGCGGCUUUUGGAAACAAUUUGGAUUAAAAAAAGAACAAAAAAACAAAGCGGCAACAAUGAAAGUGAGGCUCUGGAUCUUUCUGUUGUUUUUUUUUUUUCUUUUCUUUUUGUGCAGAAAGACAGUUUAAGAUCAUACAGGAGGAUAAAAACACUUCGUCGAAUGAAUACCCCACUCUCUCUUCCCAUAAUUCUCCUUCCCUGCGGGCGAGCAUUUUUUUAACAAAAGAAAAAGAACAACUGCUGAAUAAAACAUUGUACAGGGAGGCGAGUAGGAACUCUGGGACUGCAGGCUCUUCAUUAGGGUGAAAGGCCUCACCCCUAUCCUCCACCAUUUAUAUGGAACAAUAUGAGAAUAAAAAGAUAAUAAUGACCAUAAUAAUAGUCAUGAUAUUUUAUUACUCUAGCGAGAAUGUUUCUCUGCUUUUACACAAACUGUGAAGAUUGACUGUGGAAGAUCUACCUGAGACCAUAACCUUAACCAGCGGGGUUUUUAAAAAAUGUAUUGUAAAAAAGAGAAAAUAAGAAAAUGAAAAAUUCCGUUCAUUGUUGGUUAUGACAAAUGUUUUGAGGACUUGUGUCUUGUUUCUUAUUUUUUCUGUUGAAGAUGACUUACCUUCCUUUUUCUUCUUGUUGUCUCCCUUUGCAUUGCUGAAAUAUCAAAGCUGAUGGAAGCAUAAGAAGUAAACCAAUUUGGUAAAUGUAUAACUUGUAAAUGUUAAAGAAGCUCUAUUCAAAGGUUUAUGAUAAAUGUUUUAUGUUGGAGUACAGGAAGCACAACAUACAGUUUAAGGUCUCAACAUAUAAAAUCCAUUUUAUACUUCUCUGCACAUGCGUGACCUGCUCCCACAAAUUCAGGCUUUCCGUCGCAAACAAGUCCACAUUUAACAGCAAACCGGUCAUUUUCUACUCGCACUCUUCAUAUUUAUCGCGCAAACAUGACACCGAGGAAGACAAAGGGUCGAGCCGGGAGUGUAAAAAUGAAAUCUGCACGAUUGCAGAUGGCAUGAAGGUUGGGAUUGGUGUUGUGGUUCAGCAUAUGUAGCCUCUUCAGUGGAAGCCUGGGUUCGUCUGAGUGGGUUGUGCACAUGUGUAAAGCAUAAAGCUGUGUACAAUAGGUGUGACAAGAAACUGAUAUAUGUAAAGAAGAUAAAUAUGCUAAGCAAAACAGAGCAGAAUGAUGAACAUUUCAGGGCAUCCUUACUAUAUGGUCUGUAUGGUGAUACUGCAGAGACAUAGUCAUCACAGAUAUUAUCUGCUAUCAUUUAUUUUUUUACAUAAGUUCAUACAUUUUCAUUUCAAGUUUAGGAUCACACUGAAUGUAAAAAUGGAGUUCUUGGGAGUUCUUUAAUCUUGCAGUCUUACUAGAUGUAAUGUUUUACUAAAACAUAUGUUUUUGUGUGCUUUUGAUGAUGAGAACUUUCAGACUUUUAUAGGUUGUUUUGGACACAUCGAGAACAUGAAGUUCGUCCGACUUUGACACAGACUUUGACACGAUUUCCAAAAACGCAUAUAAGCUCAGAUAAAAUACCCAUUAGCUAGUUGCUAUAUCCUCCUGUGGUGUAUAGCAGGUAAUGAAAAGUGCCAAAGUGCCCCGAACAGUCGUCACUCUUACUGACUACGGAUAUGAGUUUAAGAUAUUUUGGCAACUGUUCCUUUUACAUCCCUGAGCAGCUGGUCAGUUUGUGGUGGGAAGCAAAGGUCAGAAUUUAAUGUAACUGCACCUCUGAGUACAUGAGGACAUCACAGGCAGGUUUAAAUAAGCGAACACAUUUGAUAAUGCUGGUAUAAGAUGGUUGUCCACUGCAGGAACUCGAGGCAGGUUGCACUAACAUUUCUAGAAGCAGCCUCCUUUCAGGCUUUCUGUUUCCACUGCAGUGUAGGAUCUGUCAGGACUUACCAUGACAUUAACUCAAAGUGCACUAAAACCACUUGAAAUAGUAACUACUGGAUGUAACACAUUAGAACAAUGAAGACUGGUGCUGUGUUUGUCUAUGUGGUGAAUUUUAUGCUGAAGAUGGCAAUGUUAUGUCUCCUUCGAAGGGAACCAAUCAGCAUUUGUCUUCUUUGAGCCCUGCACCACAGUUUUCAGGUCCACCUGGAUAUAGGUAAUCUGGAGGAGAUCUUUUUUUCUAGGCUAAAAAUGGCGCUAAAGGUGGUUUUUCAGGGGCGGUUCUUGCAGUCAAAACGUGCACUAAUGUUCAGGCCCACAGGUUCCUGCAGUGAAAAAUGCCUAAAAGGAAUAGUUUGGCAUUUUGGGAAGCAUGCAGAGGUUUGUUUGGUUUAGCUUAGCAUAAAACUGGUAAUAUGGGGAGAACUGUGAGGCUUACUCUGUCCAAAGGCAGUAAAAUGUUGUCAUGAAGCACUUCUAAAGCUCACUAAAUUACAGGUUCUAUCUUCUUUUAACAAAAUAAAUAAGUUUAAUAUAUUUUUCGAGCAGUGAGGUAGAUAUCCCUUUCCUAUAGCCUCAGCACAACCCAGCAAGACAUGGUGGCGAGGGAAGAGUUUACCUCUUAAAAGAAGUGGAAAACAUUUUCCAACUGGAGGAAGUUACAUUUAAGCGAAGCAUGAAUCUGUCAGACCGAUCAAAGUUUAUUGUGUUGUUAAUAAUUGAAGAGACAACAGCGCCUCAGAGAGCAAAUGAUAUCGGCUGACUGUUUAGCUGUAUAUUAAGUACAUUUAUAGUAUUCACCAGCCUAUUCAUCGGUUUAACAUUGUGUUGUUGCUGGGCAUCGAGGCUAACCGUGAUGUGUUUGUUUACAGCAUAUAGUUUCAGAGUUACAAAUACAGUUUAGAAUUCAUUCAAGGGACCUGUUCACUGAUUUAGAUAAACUAUUUAAGUUGCAAACAUUAUUUUGAUGCAUUGCUUUGGCAUUAUAAUGUAGCUUCAGCUUAAUAUUGUGUGUAAUUUAAACUCUGAUAUUUGCGUUAAUUGAUUUAAAACCACAUUCAAGUUGAGGUAACUUAAUGAAAGUGACGUGAUAACUUCAUUUCCCUUCAUCUUCAAGUUAGGAUUUCCAGUCCUCUCGUCUAUCUUAACGUGCCUGCACACUGUCAGACAGUUAAAAUUGGUAAUUAAAAGUAACUCUGAUUGAAACAAAAAAGCAAAUUCCCCAGAGUCAGUGUUGUUCCUUGAAGUUUUCAUUCCUCAAAAAGAUUGAUGCAAACUGUUGCUGUAUUGUUUUUGUGUGUCUAGUCCAGACACCCACAAACACUUCUUUUCCAACUGGUUUCCGAGCAGAGUAAACAAAAGAGAUUUAACGUAUUGAUCUGUUAGCUGCAGAGGUGCUGGCAUUUGGGUUUUGUAACCUUUGGACAGAGCCAGACUCAUUGUUUUCCUCCAUGUCCAGUUGUUACUAAACUAAUCUGACUGACUAGUGGUAGUUUCCUGUUAAAUGAGCAUGAAAUGAACAGGUGUCAUCAGUCUCCAUGUCUAAGUCCGUACAAGAAAACAAACAGUAGGUUUUUUUGUCCCUCGAAAAUGUCAAACCAUCGCCUCAACAUGAGAGCUUCAGUUCAAAAAUAUGCUCCCUCUGUUUGUGUACUUUGUGUUUCCUGUAUUUACAUCACUAUUAGGUUUUCAAACACUGCAGCAGACCUCCUUUUUGCUUCAGUUUGUACAUUAUUAAACAUAUUGGGUGCUUUCAUGCAAAUUGAAAAUCUUUGUUCGAGUUUCCAAAUGUUGUCAGAUUUUUGCCAGACAAAAAAAAAUACAGGAAUCAUUGUUUACUUCCACGGUGUUGCAGCUCUCACCACGUCCUUGAUUUCCAUUUCUGUGCAAUUCACACACUAAAUGUCAGCCUCUGCCCUUUGUGCAUACGAGGUGCUGUGAGCCUGGCGAGCAGUUUACACACUCAGCUCUGCUCCAUUUCUUGAUGAAAGUCCUCUAAGCUACUUCAAAGUACAAUUGGAGGGGAUUAACAGUUUUUGAAUAUGUAAACAGUGUUGUGCGACUGUUCGCGCUCUCACGCUGUUUACUGACAUUAUUUUGAUGGUGAGAGCUAUCUGUAGUUGAAGGGGAAAAAGUGUGAAGUGUUCAGAAAGCAAGAGGAGGGAAAUGAGUUAUUUCUAGAUUAGUUUGGGCGCUGGAGCUUAAUGUGACCACAUGUGCCAAGUGUUUUGUUUUUCCAUCUCAGCGCCUGGGCCCUGGAUAUUUAGUGGCUGUUGUGUUUUUUGUUUUUGUUUUUUUGCACUAGUUGUCGCGAUUGUGCCAUACUUUUUAAUUACAAAAAUGAAACAGCAUUGCCUUUUUUCUUUCUCCUCCUGGUUCAGGAAUCUGUUCAGCUCAGUUCUUCCACUUUCUCCACAACGUAAAGUGUUCAGUGCAGGUACUGUGAUCUAAUGCAACAAUGCAGUAUUAAGAACUACAUUCCUCAGAUAGAACAUAGCACAGAGCUCUGUUUUAUCUCAGAUGACUGGCUCAGUCAUGUUUCUGCAGGUGCACAGGUCAGCCUUUAUAUCUUUCCACUAUCGCUCUGCAGACAGGCUUUGUGCUGCAGCAGCUCCUUCAUCAAUCAACGCUUAAUUGCUAAUUUAAAAAGUUCAAAGGUUAAUGCACAGUUAGUCGUCUAACUGCAUCAAAUUCUUCUUUAAGUGGUCACUUUCUUGACAUAUUUGUUGUUGAACUCUUCGGACCCCUUUGAAGCUCCAGUUGCUGUUAUACUGGAUGUUUUUGAUCUUCUAUAAAUUAGAUGCAAAUGAAGUCGGCAGAGUUUUAAGGCGGCUUUCAAGAUGGAAAUGCAGCCUCAGAAUAUACCACAGAAGUUGGCACUAAAACAAACACAAAUAAGGUGUUUGGGUCAGUCUUGUUGCUUCACAUUACAUCAUAGUGGCCACAGCAGAGACCAGAAAUUGCCUUUUUCUCAUCUGACACUGCUGAAAACAAGUGGCUCAAGUCAAUCUUCAUUGUGCGGAAAAGGCAAUAAACAUCCACUCGGUGGGAUCAGAGACACAUACUGUGUUUUCCUUUUAGACUUCACCUUCCCCCCUUCUAAAAUAAUUAGUUUGAUUUGCCACCUUUGUGUAACAUUAAUAGUACCUACUGGUGUUAAUUCAACUGGAAAUUACCGCAUCACAGUGGAGUGCUGCAGUAGCAAGGAGGCAAACAAUGACUUGUUUUCGAUGCUGUUUCAUCUUAUUCUUGUUUAAGAAAUCAGUCGUUUCAUUCGUGCAUUGAUGAAUAAUGCAGUUGUGCUUGAAUGUACCCAGUGCUUACAUUAAAUUAACUGUAGCAUUAAAGUAUGCGGUCUGUCGGAGUUUGUGCAGGCCACAGAUUGAACAUAAUUGCUGCAACGUGCAAUAUGUUAAAACAAUUUCCCACUUCUUUGGCAAAUUUGAUUAAAAUUAUCCAUGUGAGUAGAAGCAUGACUACCGUAGUUGCUAUGUGAAAAAAAUGUAAUUUAUAACAAAGGAUUGCCUUAAUUCCUAGAGGGUGUGUAGCUUGUGAUAUUAUAAACAACACAAGGAAAAGAUCCCACUUAAGGAGCUGAAAUUCUACUGUGAUUUUUGUCUUUUGCCCACUUACUUACCGCUGUAAUUACCUGCAGAUUUAUUAUUCUUACCUCGUAGCUAAUGCCAGCGCUUCAAGGGUUUCUAAAAGGAACAGUCCCAACAUUUCUUUUCUGAGUGGAAAUGUUCUCAUUUUCUCUUCAACCUAAGAAGGGCUUUGUCACAUUGUGCCAUUCAUCGCGCUAUUUUAGCUCCGCGAAACACCAUUCGGUUCCACUAGCGUGAUGAAAUUACAGCUGGUGGCCCCAAUUAUCACUGCACACAACACCCUGCUUCCUUGGUAUUGAUUCAGCAAAGAGAAUUGGUGCCAAGAGGGGGAGCAUUGUGGUAAAGCGCGACCAGCACCGGCGAUAAAAAUUGGCAGCGAAUUUGGCAGUAUUCAUUUGGAAACAAGAACAAAAUGUCUGCCGUAUUAAACAUUAAAACUGCAGCGAGGUUUUUUGGGUUUUUUUAGAGAGUAAAAUUGCCACCUUAAUGCUGUGAGUUUCUUCCACUUGCACACACUGGCUAGGCAGCAGUGAGCGACUUCCCGACAGGAGGCUGACUGCAGUCGCACUAAAUAACUGGAAGAGGUAGACACAUUUCAAAGAUCUCAUUUUACUCUGUCAGGGAAGAAGCGGCGUGUCGCUACUUGAUGGCAUGGCUGCUCGGUGUGACAACUUCACCGGUGGGAAAACUGCCGCCUCCUGGUACAGAGUCUCUCCGGUGUCAGAGCGAAUCCUGCUGCUUCUUGAUGGCUUUUCCUUUCCUCUUUCUGUUUCACCUGCUCUGAUCGAGAGCCACAUUAGCAACAUGUGCUAGUUGUUUACUAGUAGCAACAAGAGGAUGUUUGCCAAUGUAGCCACUUCAAGUGACCCCUGGAAAAAAAAUUUAUUUGAUGCUUGUAAGAUGAAGGUUGUUGAGAAAGAAAGCUGUGUUCCAGUGAUGUUAUUUAUCUUGUUCUGUGCCGACACCCUGUAAUGAUGACCUGUCACUCUUCUCUGUUUUGUGCUCUAUAUUUAUAUAUGAUCAGGCUUCUUUUUCACUGUAUUUCUUUGGAUUUAUCACCCAUUUUUUGUGCCAUACCUGCAACUAAUGAAAAAAUAAAGAAAAGGAAUAUUUUA